Melampsora larici-populina 98AG31 is the source of this 2484-nucleotide messenger RNA. RefSeq lists its product as uncharacterized. The transcript is spliced from 10 exons. The coding region runs from base 1 to 2484 and encodes 827 amino acids. NCBI's taxonomy places the organism in Eukaryota, Fungi, Basidiomycota, Pucciniomycetes, Pucciniales, Melampsoraceae. The record is from RefSeq and is a predicted model, not a curated record.
AUGGAUCAAAACACGCAUGUCUCGGUCCUAGGACAAAAAGUCCAUGAUAACGAGAUGAUGAUGGGGAUGAUACUCACACAAAUGGAAUAUAUAAGGAAUAAACUGAAAAAGUCCUCAGGUACCAUGAUGGCGCCGAAAGAGGGAGGUGACAUCAUCGCUGGACAACAUGAUUCGUGGUACAAUGAUAUUGAAAGCUGUAAAGAAGCAAUUGAAGCCAUAAAACAGGUUCGAGGCAUGCAUACAAUCAGAAUUGAUUAUGGAGAGCAGGACUGUACCAGAAUACAAACUCUCACUUCCGCAAUCAAGGGCAUAGAAGAAAGAUUGAAAGGGGUUGAUGCUAAGCUUGAUCACCUGGAAGAAGAAGAAGUCAAGUCAAACCUUUUGGGCCUGGUUCAAGUGCCUGUAUGCAAUGAGCUUUCCACCGUAGACAACAGCACAAAAUCAGUUGAUUUACACAUGUUCAACGAGAAAUUGGCUACUCAGGAAAAGGCGAUCAUCAAGCAAAUAUUCAAACAUGUCGAAAAUUUGUUGGCAGCUCAGGCAAAUCUGAUGGCAGGCGCAAGAGAUGAAGAUCAAAAGCAUAUGGCUGGACUUGUUCGCAAAGAAAUCAACAAUCUACAUCAAGAACUAUUAAUCCAAAAUGCAUCACACGAUGUGACUAUGAUGAAAAAUCAGGUCGACCCACUGGCUUCGGAAAUUCAAGAAUUGAAAACAAUCGUGCAGACACUUCGAAGUACAGUGGAAACACAGAGGAAUACGAUUGAACUAUGCUCCCAAAAGGUUGAACUUUUGGAAGAGGCUCCGCAGUUAUCACUACUCAAGGAUACAGGUGAUGAUAUGGAUAUUGAAAAACCGGAGGAUCUUCUGGAACGCAGAGUGUCCGCUGUCGAAUCAUCCCUUUUCUCGGUAGAAGCCGAGGCCCAGCGUGAAGCCGUGGAUGCUGAGAAGUUCGUAAGAUUUCAAGAGAACAUGCUAACAUUGAUUAAGGCAAUGAUAGAAGAAAGCAGCCAAAUCAAAUCGGCGGAAGGGGUGGGUGAUCAAAGCAUGAUAACAGAGUCUGAAGAACCCAAGUUAGACCUUGAAGAAGAAUUCAAUAGCAGAUUUUCGGCCUUGAGGAAAACAAUAGAUGAUCAUGUCGAGAAACAGAUAGCCAUCACAAUUGAAAGAAAUGCAGUACAAGAGAAAAAAUCUGAUGUUUCCGAAGAUCUGCGACUUCAAAUCGUGGACCUGAAACUUCGCGAUGAGGAGAAUCGGAGGCAGAUCUCCGAUCAAGCCAAAGCUAUAAACAAUAUCUCUGCCGGGCUGUCACAUCCCGACCAUGCAUAUUCUUACACUUCUCAGAAGCCUUCAGAGAUCGAAAUUCGAGAACGAGAAUCGCCCCAUAGUGAACCCUCGAUCGAUGGCCGCAAUGACCGCCAAAGUGUGGAUAUUUUGCAAGGCGUAUCGCAAUCUCAUUUGCAAGUCUCAGGCCUGAUAGACCAACACACAUCGAAUUUACAAACUGCUUCGCACCUCGAGGGUACCACUACCAGUAGCUCGACAAAUCCGAUUGAUCAACAUUCGCAAUCCUCCUUCCAAGGCUCGGUGCCUGUGCACAACCCGGCAAAUCAUCCAUCAUUUUCACAAACUUCCUCGAAUUGUGAUGGUGCCACUAGAAGUAGCUUGGCCAAUCCAACUUUUCAAGAUUCGCAGUCUUCGUUUCCAGCGUCAGUGACCAUGCACAACUCAGAAAAUUAUCCAUUGACUCCACGAACAAAUUCACACCUCGAGGGCGAAACUAGUCACACCAGGAACAACCAACCCCGGAAAGCAUCUGUCCCAAGGCGAUCACAGAAGUGGAGGAAAUCUAGCAUAACACCACAGAAGCCCAAGGACCCGACUCUUCGGAAGGAAAGACUUUUGAUGUCUUCGCAAGCAAAAGAGGCUGAUGAACAAAUAGCAAGUCAGGUGCAGAAGCAUUUUCGACUUAUGGCUGGGGUGGAUCGGCGUAAAGCAGACUUUCCAAGAUCGCCAACAAGAGAAGAACUCGAUAAACUACCAAAACUGACUGUGGAUUACGAGACGGCACCGCUUGGCGAGGCAGCCCGAAACCUCAUCAGACCUGACCACCUUCAACCAACUUGGAAAGACGAAGAAAUGGAACUUACCGCAAAGGGUAUGGUUACAUAUUGCCGGCGUAGACUUCAGCAGUAUGGCCUUCCUUACGUUGGCUUGAGCACUGCUCAGGGAGAUGCACAAGGAGAAGACUGGAAUAGGCGUGUUCUUGCAUUCUGCACGGAUACAUUUAACAAGGCGUAUGUGGGUCAAGAGUAUCACAUUGUGGAUCAUGACCCGCAACGCAUCAUGAAAUUGAUGCAAGCACAUAUUCAAUACCGUGUGAAGCAUAUGAGAAAGUACAAUAACCAAAUAGAUGCACUUCAGAUGGUCCAAAAACGAGACCGUCAGCAACAAAGAUGUUUACGGGCGGGAGGUUUGCGAGCUUGA